AUGGCUUUGUUCACUUAUGUUGAUGUUCCCGUAAUCAUAAUUCUUCUCGUAAUAGCUUAUGUUUCGUAUUACUAUUACGAAUACUUCACUCGUGAAAGUCCUUUACCAGGUCCGCUUCCUCUGCCGCUUAUUGGAAAUGCCUUUACGGUUGCUGGUGAUAUCGCCAUUUGGCCAUCAAAGUUACAAUUAAAAUACGGCGAUAUGUUCGAAGUUUAUAUGGGUCCUAGACGUAAAGUCUGGUUAUGUAAUGAAAAGUUAGCAGAAAAAAUAUUUAAUUCUACUACUAAUAGCAAUUUCCAUAACCGAAUUAAUGAAGAUUGUGAUCUUAAAGAAAUUGGGUUAGUCAACACUGGAUUGGCAUUUAAUAUAGACUACGAAAAUUGGACAUACGUUCGGAAAUUUUAUUCAAAAGCCAUAUUUUCACCAGCUUUUAUGAAACAAGCAAUGAUUAGUACGCAGAAUAUAUUCCAGAAGAUGGAAAGUUACUGGGCGGAAUUCGAUGAAGACACUGUAUUAGAUUUUUCUCUCUGGAUUCGAAACAGCAUCACUGAUACAGUGUUUCUUCUCACUACGAGUAGAUCUUUACACGCAUUAACCAAUUAUUAUAACGAAAUAUCACCUAAAAAAGACACCAAUAUUUCCGAUAGUACGUUAAAAGAAAGUGAAUAUUUUUUAAAAUGCACUUCGGCACUCUUGAAUGCAGUGAUGUGGUUUUUUAUGGUCCCAAAGUUUUUUAGGGAUUUUCCCGGAAUUAGAUUAUACACGAAUAAAUUAAAGGAGCAAGUUAAAUGGUUGAAGAACUUUGUUAAUGAGAUUGUUAAAGAAAGACGAGAGGAAAUUGCCAGAACUCCUGAAGAUGAAGAAUUGACCCGAGAUCUCUUAACAAUGUUUUUAACAGUUAAUACUUCCCGUGACAUUACAAAAGGGAUUGCGGAUGACAUAAACGAUCGAAUAAUGACCGACGAAGAAAUUACUCAUAACUUUAUAGAAAUUUUGGGCGCUGGGAUUAAUACGGUAUCGGAUCUCAUGUGUUAUUUGGUUUACUUAAUAUCUAAACAACCCGAAGUAAAGCAACGACUAAUUAAAGAAUUUGACGAAGUUCUUGGUAAAGGCUCAAAUUUUCAAUUAACUUAUGAAGGUGUUAAUAAAUUAUUAUAUUGUGACGCUGUCAUAAAGGAAGCUUCUAGAGUGUCAUCUGUUGCACCAUUUAUUGUCAAGCGGAAUGAGAAACCUGAUGAGGUUGGUGGCUAUACAUUUCCAGAAUACACCGAAUUCUUUAUAAAUUACGUUGCAAUUCGCAAACACAAAUCCAAGUGGACGGAUCCGGAGCUGUUUAAUCCUAAUAGAUUUUUUGAUAAAUCUCAUCCUGAUUAUGAAAAUGAUCCUCAUACGUUCGGGGACGGGCUUAGAAAAUGUCCCGGAAGAAAUUUAGCAAGACUUAAUCUGAAAGUUAUUUUAGUUAUGCUUUUUAAAAAAUACGAUGUUGAGUUAAUGGAUUCGGAAUCCCCUUUAAAAUUUAGUGGAACAUUGAUGAAACAAUGUACUGGAUUUAAAGUAAAGAUUAAGAAGCGAAGUAAUUAG
Messenger RNA from Acaulospora colombiana, 1581 nucleotides. The record is from the annotation of a GenBank genome assembly. NCBI's taxonomy places the organism in Eukaryota, Fungi, Glomeromycota, Glomeromycetes, Diversisporales, Acaulosporaceae.